AUGUCUACGCAGACCAGAAAGAGGGCAGCAGAGGAACCUUUGAGUCCCUCUCAAGUCUAUGAAGACCCAUUUGAACUUGCCAAUUCUGUCACAACUAUACUAGCAUGCCCUGACCAUCCAACUAUGGUUGCCAAUCAAUACUCAAAUGAAAAGAACCCUGUGGGAGAAGUACAAGCGUAUGCCAAAAUUGCCGGUAAAAACUGGACUUACUAUGUCAAGUCCCUUGAAACCACUAUUGGCCGUAAUACCGAUGUGAUUAAACCGGGCGAGAAAUUAAUUGAUAUUGACCUAGGCCCUGCGAAGGUCGUAUCCAGAAGACAUGCUACUAUAACCUAUAACUUACAAACUAGGGUUUGGGAGUUGAAUGUCUUUGGUAGAAAUGGUGCCAAAAUUGACACUAGCCGGAUUCAAUGUGGAGAAGGUGCACUACCCGCAGUUUUAAAGUGUGGUACAGUCAUGGAUAUUGGUGGAACUCAGAUGAUGUUUAUUUUACCAGAUACCACUCCGCAAAUUUCACCCAAUGUAUUGAACCUCGCUGCUCAAAAGCUCCCAGGAUUAAAUGAUUUUUUAAAAAAACGGCCGAAUUACGGCGCCGCAUACUUUAACUCUUCCUCCAACUCAAAUCAAAGCAAAUUGACAUUUAAUAAUACCUAUCAAGCUCAACAACAAAAUGGCUUCAAAGGAUACUCGUUAUAUAACGGCAAGAACGAUAAUGAUACCUAUUUUAAUAACGAUAACAACAAUAACAAUAAUACUCAUGAAAAUAGUAAUAGCAGCAGCAAUAGCAAUAAUAGAAUUAACGUGUUGUCAACAAUGAAAUCGUCACAUCAAAAUUUCGCCAACAUGGAUACAGACUUAUCAAAAGAAGAAUCUAAGGAUAUCAAACCACCGUAUUCUUAUGCGACGAUGAUCACACAAGCCAUAUUGUCUAAUGAAGAUGGUGUGCUCUCAUUAUCCGAGAUUUAUGAAUGGAUUUCUUCACAUUAUUCAUUUUAUCGAUACUCUAAAACUGGGUGGCAAAACUCAAUUCGCCAUAACCUCUCAUUGAACAAGGCAUUUGAAAAAGUCCCAAGAAGACCAAACGAACCUGGUAAGGGAAUGAAGUGGCAAAUUGCAGAAUCAUAUAAACAAGAAUUUUUGAAGAGUCUUGCUAACGGCUCGAUGACUAAGAUUAAACGAGGUAGUAGUGUUUCCCGGCAAUUACAAUUACACUUGGCAACACAUAGUAAUUUGCCCAAUGGAAUGAAGAAUGCUGACAAUCUGAAUAAUAAUUAUCAGCCACCACGAGAUAUCAUUCCAGAAGAACUAUCGUCGUCAGCCAAGUUAUAUCUCCAGCAGCUGAACCAGCAAUAUUCUCAGCAAAACCAUACCAAAUCGCAGCAAACUCAGCAACAGGCAAUCGCCCCUUCACUCUCAUACAUGGCACAUGCUGGAACCACAUCUAAUUUCCAGCAACCUUUGCCGCAACAAGUUCCAAGUCAACAACAACCAACAAGCGUGGCUCAGCACAAUAUUUCUCAGCCUAUGAAUCCAAGUGAUUUGAAAAAUAGCGUUCUUGGGGAUAAACCUAACAAAUCUUUAGAAAGUGAUAGUGGUAGGAAUGGAGUCCAAACACCAUCGCCCAAAAUUUCCAGAGGCUCGACAAACUCAAAUAAAGAAAAUAAUUAUGAUAAGAAUGAUGUUGGCACUUCUACACAAACCUCUGGACCUGUCAAUAUUGAUUUGAUGAGCUUUUCUAGCCCCAGUAAAGGGUAUGCGGUUAGUGCUUUAGAAGCUUACACUCCAGAAAGAGGCUCAUCCAAGAAAUUGAAUUUUGCAAGGAACCACAAUAAAAAUGAUGCAGAAAAUUACGAUAUAAAGAACCAAAACUCUGAUUUUAAAUCCAAGAACGAUUUGAUUAAAUCACCAAUGAAUAAUAACAAUACUCAGCCAUCUAAUCUUCAGGCAUCCCCUGCCAUCUGGAACUUUGUCCAAUUUGGCACACCCACAUCACAGACGCCAAAGUUAAAGAAAGAAGCUGCCGCUAAUUGCGGGGGAUUAAAACAUGAAGGUGAUGAUGAAGAUGGCAAGGCAAUGAUUGCUGGAAGUCCAAUUCUGCAAAGAAAGAAUGUAAUGUCCAAUAAUGGUAAUGGCGAUUUGUAUAGCGGGAUGAAUUGA
Molecule: messenger RNA, 2157 nt
Organism: Saccharomycopsis crataegensis
Lineage: Eukaryota; Fungi; Ascomycota; Saccharomycetes; Ascoideales; Saccharomycopsidaceae
Product: forkhead family transcription factor
Exons: 2
Coding region: 1-2157 (718 amino acids)
Biological process (GO): regulation of transcription by RNA polymerase II
Molecular function (GO): DNA-binding transcription factor activity, RNA polymerase II-specific; RNA polymerase II cis-regulatory region sequence-specific DNA binding; protein binding
Source: RefSeq, a predicted model, not a curated record